AUGUCUCAACUAGCAAAAGACUCCCAUAUCGUCAUUAUCGGUGCUGGAACCUGGGGUAUCAGCACCGCCCUCCAUCUUGUCCGCAGAGGCUACACAAAUAUCAAAGUCUUAGAUAAAUACCCAGUUCCAUCUCCUAUAUCUGCUGGAAAUGAUGUGAACAAAUUCCUUGAACUUGACUCCUCCCCUGUUGGAGACUAUGUCUCGAAGACUAUCGCACAGGCAACGGUGAGCGGAUGGAAAAAUGAUCCAGUCUUCCAGCCUUAUUACCAUGACACCGGAGCUAUUAUCGCAGCUACUUCGGAGGCUGCAAGAGAAGACAUUUCCUCCGGCGGUGGAAUGACAUCUGCAAAUGGCUGGAUACCACGCUCUACGGGACAGGAGUUCCGUGAAACGAUGCCCCAGGGUGUAUUGACGGGGGACUUUCCUGGGUGGAAGGGUUGGUGGAAGAAGGAUGGGGCUGGGUGGGUGGCUGCGCGCAAGAGCAUGGAGAGUGCCGCUAGGGAGGCUGCUAGACUGGGAGUUACGUUCAUUUCUGGGCCUGCUGGUGAUGCAAGAGAGCUUGUCUAUGCAGAUGGUAAAGCUGUCAGGGGAGUGCGUACGGAAGAUGGUCGUGUCCACCUGGGAGCAAAGACGAUUCUGUGUGCCGGAGCCGCCGCUGAGAAUCUCCUCGAUAUGAAGCACCAGUUGAGGCCUACUGCUUGGACCCUGGCACAUAUCAAAAUGACGCCCGAGGAGGCCCAACUCUACAAAGAUUUACCUGUUCUCUUCAAUGUUGAACGAGGAUUCUUCAUGGAGCCUGAUGAAGAUAAACAUGAGCUAAAGAUAUGUGACGAGCAUCCUGGAUACUGCAACUGGGUCACGGAAGCAGGAAAACUCAAGAGCAGGCCAUUUGCGAGGCAGCAGAUUCCACUGGAGUCUGAGCAGCGAGUGCGUCAGUUCUUGAAGGAAACGAUGCCACAUUUAGCCAGCAGACCGCUGAGUUUUGCACGGAUAUGCUGGUUUAAAUUAUUAACUACUCUCCUAGGUGCCGAUACCCCGGAUCGUAAAUUCCUCAUCAGCACUCAUCCUGAGCAUCGAGAUUUGGUGCUGGGCGUGGGUGGUUCUGGCCAUGGAUUUGCACAUAUCCCGUCCAUUGGCUCCUUCAUCGUAGAUGUCAUCGAGUCAAAGUUAGACCCCAGACUGGCGAAGGCUUUCCGGUGGAGACCCGAGACUGCAGUAGGACGGGACUGGGGCGCAUUGCAGGGCCGGUAUGGGCCAAAGGGGAGCAAUCGCGUGAUGAACUUCCAGGAUAUUAGUGAGGAUGAGUGGACAACCAUUGGGUUGGACCAGGAACCUGCUCAAGGAAGAAAGUGGGCUAGCCAGCAACUGGGAAAAGAAGAAACAGAAAAGAACACCCCUAGUAGCAAAAAAGAGCAGAAAGAACAGGAAAACGGGAUAAUCAAGCAUCAGUCGAACCCUGGGGUCCAAAGAAUAUUACAACAAGAAUAA
This is a messenger RNA of Trichophyton verrucosum HKI 0517, 1488 nucleotides long. Its product is annotated as fructosyl amino acid oxidase, putative. The coding region runs from base 1 to 1488 and encodes 495 amino acids. The record is from RefSeq and is a predicted model, not a curated record. The transcript is spliced from 4 exons. Gene Ontology annotation, molecular function: saccharopine oxidase activity; flavin adenine dinucleotide binding; sarcosine oxidase activity. Lineage: Eukaryota; Fungi; Ascomycota; Eurotiomycetes; Onygenales; Arthrodermataceae.